AUGACACAAGGGCAGUGGACCCAGGUGGACUGGAACCACAAUAUCAACUGGCUGGAACUCAGGGCAGUCCACCUGGACCUCCGGCACUUCCAGCAGUUGGUCUUGGGCAGACACAUUCUGGUAUUGACUGACAAUGUGGCUGCCAAGGCGCAUAUCAACGGCCAAGGGGGUACCCGCUCCAGGUCCCUCAUGCAGGAGGCCAAGCAGCUAGGCUCUGGGCAGAGAGUGGAUCUGUUUGCUACCCUAGACAACAGCCAGCUACACAGGUUCUUUGCCAGGUUUGUGGCACCGGGGAUGGAGAAGGUCAAUGCUACUCCCUCUACACUGGGCAAGAAGGUCACAUCAUCAACAGUGGGUGACUGGAAAAGGGCAUGCAUCAUCAAUGCCGACAAACUUCAGGCCUUUCCAUUGCCUCAACGGGUGACAGCCCAUUCUACCAGGAGUGCAACCACGACAGUGGUAUGGGCAACACAGCCCAUUCCACCAGGAGCGCAACCACGACAGUGCCGAAAAGAUAUUCCUCUGGCAAACUUCACCAUCCACGAGAUCCACUGCAGCCGGAACAUUGGCGUCUGCCCCCUCUGCAAGGAGUCCUUCCCCAAAGCGGAGAUGAGGGCUCACCAGGAGCAAGAGCACGCGCAGAUUGUCUGUAAAUGCAGCAUGAGAAUGGACAGGGGGCUCUUACAGGACCAUGUAGCUUUCGAGUGUCCCUUGCGGCCUGUCGUGUGCCAGCACUGUGACAUUGAGCUGGCUUUCUGCAAGCUCCAGGACCACGAGGAUUAUUGCGGGGCCCGGACUGAGCGAUGCGGCCGGUGCAACCGCAACAUCAUGCUGCGCGAACUGAAGACGCAUCCCAUCGACUGCGGGGAGAAGUCCGGGGCGGGGGAGCCGGGCGGCCAGGCGAAGCCGCCUUUCAACCCUGAGGCCCCCUGGCGCAACGUCCAGACCAUCAGGAACGUCCUGCGGCCGGAUUCUGCCGGAGAGUCGCCUCUGAGGGGCAACAGGUUCCUGGAGAGCCAGCUGCACAGUUGGGUCUCGGGGGAUCAGCUGCCCGGGGAACCCGGCUGGAGGAACCGAGGCGCAUCCCAGCCAGAUCGCAAUCGAGCCUGUCCGGAAAAGGCCGCCCCACCGCUCUCGCCUGGGGACGGAGAGUCCGACUACAACUUGGAUUACCUGCUGGCGCUCAGCUUGCAGCAGGAAAACAGCUUCGGCCAACGCAGCGUGGCGGAGCUCCAGAGAGAACUCUGGAAGAACAUCUGUCCCCCGCAGGCCGGGCCAGCUGACCACUGUGGCAAAGCGAAGAACUCCAGGGACCCCUCUCAAGAUUUGCUGCGAGCAGCCAACAACCUGAACAGGCCCAAAACGGAGACCCUGCUGCCUUGCGAAUUCUGCGAGGAGCUGUACCCCGAGGGAGACCUCAUCCUUCACCAGACGGGCUGCAACCCCGCGAGUGCCUUGGCCUCCUUCAGCAAGAGGAGCAGCCUGGUGCCACCGGCGGAAUCCCGGAGCAGCCUGUGGGGGGAGCUGCCCGGCAGUCGCUCUGCGGGCAGCGGGGAGACCCUUCCCCCCCAGCACGGCAUGCAGGACAGCCUCCUGCUCCCUUGCGAGUUCUGUGGGGUCCAGCUGGAGGAGGAGAUCCUGUUCCACCACCAGGACCAGUGUGACUUGCGCCCAGCCACCGCCCCCUCGAGCGGAGGAACGCCUGUGCCGUCAGGGUCUCCGGUCCCGGAAAGCUCUCUGAGGACCGAGUCUCCGGAUCUCCUCAGAAGACCCAUCCGGCAUCAAGGUGAGCUCCCUCCUCACUACCUGGAGCAGCUUCAGCAGAAGCCGCCUUUCCAGCCUGCUCCAAGGAGCUACUCGCAGGUGGCAGCCCGGCGCAUCCAGCUGGCCACUCCCAACAACCGCCGGGAGGAUCCGGUUGCUCUUUCCAGGGCCAGGAAACCCCAGAACCUGGGAGACGGCGAAGGGAGGAGCCCAGGCCGAAGCCCGAGUGACCCUGUGGCCGCUCCUCUGCCUGCCCGAUAUCCCUCCUCGGACUUUGCUCCCAGCACCUAUAUCCCAAGUUUCCCUCUGGCACUCCCGACUCGCCCAAGCAUAAGACAGGAAGGAGGACCGCGUCCUGCGUCUCCGCCGCCCCGUUUCAAUAACGCCGCCAAG
Molecule: messenger RNA, 2157 nt
Organism: Thamnophis sirtalis
Lineage: Eukaryota; Metazoa; Chordata; Lepidosauria; Squamata; Natricidae
Source: RefSeq, a predicted model, not a curated record